AUGUGGAUCCAGUGCUGUUUGGAUAGAGCCCUUGGGAAUGAAGCAUGGUUUCAGCUGUUUCCACGGGUGCAGGGUGAAUAUAUGGAAAGGAUUGGCUCGGAUCACAGGGCAUUACUGCUACGCUUGGCUAAUGAUAAUGUUUCUAGAUCAGGAAGGUUCAUUUUUAACAAAAGAUGGAUCUCUAAACCGGAUUUCGCUGCGGUGGUUCAAUCAGGUUGGAACAAAGGCGUGACUACGGGACAAACAUCUGUGAUGAGUCGGAUUGCGGAGUGUAGAAGAACUAUUUCUGGAUGGAAAAGAUCACAAAAUCUGAAUUCCAAAGUGCGGAUACAGCAGGUUAGAGAGCAACUGGAUGCAGAGGGUACCAAAAUACAUCCUAACUUUCAGCUUAUGCGGGAUCUGCGCUGGGAACUGGCUGAGAAUUAUCGAGCAGAAGAGCUUUAUUGGAAGGAAAGGAGUCGAGAACAAUGGUUGCAGGGGGGUGACCGCAACACGAAGUUUUUUCACGGUAGUGUUCAACGGCGUAGGAUUCAGAAUAAGAUUUUAUCUCUUUUUGAUGAAAAUGGUGUAGAGCAGUUCUCUGAGGGGUCUAAAGGAGAGGUGGCCGUGGCAUAUUUCCGCAAGAUGUUUACUAGCUCAAAUCCUAGUGCCAUAAUGGAAGCUCUAGAUGGGAUGGUGCCUCGUGUCACUGAUAGUAUGAAUGCAGAACUAAUUCGCCCGGUUUCUGCAUUGGAAAUAAAGAAUGCAGUUUUUAGCAUCAAAGGGGAGAAGACGCCAGGGGCGGAUGAUAUGUCUAAUCCCGAAGGUGCAGAAUCCUACUCGCAUGACCAACCUAAGGCCUAUCAGUCUGUGUUCUUAUCAUACACUCAAGGUACCUUUGUGUCGGGUCGCCUCAUAACUGAUAACAUACUUUUAGCACACGAAUUGGUCCAUGCGCUUCAGACGAAAGCAGGUUGUAAUGAGGAAUUUCUAGCCAUUAAGACAGAUAUGUCUAAAGCCUACGACAGAGUAGAGUGGAAUUUUCUUGAAGAACUGCUUAUUAGGCUUGGUUUUGAUAUUAAAUGGGUUAACUGGAUUAUGAGCUGUGUGCGUUCAGUUACCUUCUCGGUUCUCAUUAACGGGAAGGAACAUGGCUUCAUUAAACCAGAGAGGGGGAUUAGACAAGGGGAUCCUUUGUCCCCCUUUCUCUUUAUUCUCUGUGCGGAGGCACUAGUCCAUGUGAUGAACAAGGCAGAGCAAGAGGGUAGACUCACGGGGCUGAAACUUACACCGGAGUGUCCUUCGAUCCAGCACCUCCUUUUUGCUGAUGACAGCCUAUUUCUGUGUCGUGCUAGUCUUUUGGAAUGCUCAAACCUGUUACAGUGUUUAAGGUUGUAUGGAGAUGCGUCUGGUCAAGAGAUAAAUCUCCAAAAAUCAUCGAUAACCUUUGGAAAGAAGUUAGAUCCGUACAUGAGGAGGGUUAUCGGUUUGUUUACGGGUAUUGAACAAGAGGGAGGGGCUGGUAAGUACUUAGGCCUCCCUGAAUGCUUUAGUGGCUCCAAGAAGGACAUGUUAGCGUAUAUAACAGAUAGAUUAACAUCUCGAUUACGCGGUUGGUUCGAGAAAACAUUGUCCUUGGGGGGAAAAGAAGUUUUGCUUAAAGCAGUGGCGCUUGCUCUUCCGGUGUAUGCGAUGUCCUGCUUUAGGCUAUCGAAACACCAAUGUAAGAAGAUAACGAGUGCGAUGGCUAACUUUUGGUGGAAUGCAGUGGAGGAGAAGCAGAAGAUGCAUUGGGUUUCUUGGGAGAAAAUGUGUAAGUCAAAGGAUCAGGGUGGCUUAGGAUUCAGGGAUAUAGGCCGUUUUAAUCAAGCUCUUCUUGCGAAGCAAGCUUGGCGCCUCCUGGAUGCACCAUCUUCGUUACUGGCACGGGUGUAUAAAGCAAGAUAUUUUCCCUCGAUAUCGUUUAUGGAGGCUAAUCUUGGUCCGCGACCGUCUUAUGCUUGGAGAAGUAUAUUAUUUGGGAGAGAGUUGUUGGAAAAGGGCCUCAUGAAGUCCAUAGGUGAUGGUUUGGAUACCAACGUUUGGCUGGAUAAGUGGGUUUUUGAUGAGCUUCCACGGAGACCAUGUAAUAAGGAGCAGAUGAUAAAUUUGAAUCUCCGAGUGUCUGAACUUAUCACUAAUCAAGGGGACUGGAAUCUGCAGGCUCUUCAGGAACUUUUUCCCCCCUGUGAUGUUAUCAAAAUAAGAUCAUUUCCCCCGGAUACGCGGCUUCAAGAUAGGUUGGUAUGGGCGUAUACGAAUAAUGGACACUACUCAGUAAAGAGUGGUUAUUGGUUGAGCUCUAAAGCUAUGGAGGUCCCGGGUGGCGAAUCAGAGGGCUCACGAGUGUUGAAUGAACUAAAACAAAAGGUUUGGACAGUUGAGACAGCUCCAAAAAUAAGAAUGUUUCUAUGGAGAGUCCUCUCAGGUGCUAUAGCAGUUGCGGACUGCAUGAGGAAUCAUGGUCUACAAGUUAAUCCGAUAUGUCAGGUGUGCAGAUCUGCCGACGAAACUGUGUCACAUGCUCUGUUCCUUUGUCCUGUGGCGUCAACGGUUUGGUCAGCUACUGCUCUACCUUUGCCUGUCCAAGGUUUCUCUACUUCGGUCUCGGAGAACAUUGGUCAUUGUUUGAGGCUUAUUACUAAUACUGAUCUACCAUCGUCCCUACGCCUUGCUAUACCUUGGAUUUUAUGGGAGAUAUGGAAGGCUCGUAAUGGGAUGGUUUUCAAUAACAAGCUGCAGGACCAUCAUGUGUUAAUUGCAGGUGCGGUGGCGGAUGCUGAGGAAUGGUUAAAACUGAAUGAGUUGCAGAAGCAAGAGCAAAGGUCAGUUGUGGGUAUUAUGCGAGGGGGUAUGUCACAGAAGAGGUGGACUAAACCAGCGUUUGGAAUACUGAAAUGUAAUAUUAACGCAUCUUGGGCUAGUAGUCAGCACUAUGCGGGGGGAGCUUGGAUUCUUAGGAAUCAUGUAGGUGAUGUUCUGUUCCAUUCCCGGCAUGCGUUUCUACCGACAGUGAAUAGAAUUGCUGCAGAACUACAAUGUUUGCUUUGGUGUUUGGAGAGUUUACAGAUCUUACAAAUCCUCUCGUUUGAAGUCUGGACAGAUUGUGAUGCAGUAAUUCAGGCGCUUGAAAAACCGCAGGCUUGGCCUAAGUAUCGUUCACUGCUUCAUAAGAUAAGCCAAGUUAUGGUGCAUUUGCAGAAUGUAUCAAUACACCUUGCGUCACCUAAGUCGAAUGGAGUGGUGCGAUCGCUUGCUAAUAGUGUUACACGAGACGGCAGGUUGAACUCGUACUUGGCUAUGGGAGGUCCUGCUUGGUUACAUGAGCAGAUUGCACGUGACAGCUAUACUUAA
Messenger RNA from Camelina sativa (false flax), 3372 nucleotides. The record is from RefSeq and is a predicted model, not a curated record. Lineage: Eukaryota; Viridiplantae; Streptophyta; Magnoliopsida; Brassicales; Brassicaceae.